GGUGAAGGGAAGACCACGGUGGUGACGCCUUUGGUGAUCCUUCUGCAUGGCAGCGCCACGAGGGCCUGUGUGGUCUGUGUGCCACAAGCCUUGACGGAGUUCACCUGCCGAGUGUUGCGGGAGCGACUCUGUGGAACCCUGGCACGCCCUGUGGUGGAGUUUACCUUCAAUCGCGCCACACCGGUUUCCGACGAUCAUUUCUUCAAGUUGCUGCAUGCGCAGGAUGCACGCGCUGUCAUGGUUUCGGGCCCGACGGCUCUGAAAUCCUUGAUGCUUCGCUUCGUGUUGACCCUGCAUGCUUGUGAUGUGGCGCGCAGCGAGGAGAAGGAACGUUUGGAGGUGGACCGCAGCAGCACCUUCUUGAGCCCCAACAGUUGGAAGAGUUUGCUCCGCUGGCCUAGCUGGUCAAGCAGGGGCGGUGUCACGUCACAAUUGGAGGCCGGUGGG
Molecule: messenger RNA, 447 nt
Organism: Cladocopium goreaui
Lineage: Eukaryota; Dinophyceae; Suessiales; Symbiodiniaceae
Source: the annotation of a GenBank genome assembly